AUGGAGCAAAGAAACGAGCCACAUAUGAUCUUUCACCUGGUGGAAAUUCUUGAGCAGAUCCUUUUGGAAACAGACGCACGAACCCUGUUGACCUCCACCCAGCUCGUAUGUUAUAAAUGGCAUGAGCUCAUCAAAAGGCCGCCCCGUAUUCAGACCACGCUGUUCUUCAACCCGUCCAAGAACCCGCAUCAGUCAAGCACCAAGAAUCCAUUUAUUAGAGAAAUUAUCGGCAAGUUCACUACCCUCACGGCGGAACCAUGCUUACUUCGUCCCGGGGCCAGCUGGCGAAGGAUGCUACCUCAGCAGCCACCCGUGUCGUUUAUCAAAAUACGUCACGCUCACUCAGAGAAUCAAGAUGAUGUGGUGGAGAUUAUGCCAGUUGAGGAAUUACGGAUGCAACAUCUUGCUGAUGCGAUGGGAUCUUAUGAGGCUAGAGUACUCUACGGGAUACGGAAGUUCUCUUCUACCCUCUUACAUCGCCCAGUAAACCCGGUAAUCUUACUUAAUGACGGGUCGGUUCUUGAUGCAAACGAAAACUAUGGGUUGUUGGUGUAUGAUCCUGUAUACAUUCCUCGUCAAUGCUCGUGGGUCGAAGGCGAGCCGACGAGUGUAGUGGACAUGAUGUUUAAUCUGCUGGAGGGGUGUCAUUCUACGGUUAAGCGUGAUCAUCGGCAGUGGUAG
This is a messenger RNA of Aspergillus pseudotamarii, 681 nucleotides long. RefSeq lists its product as uncharacterized. The transcript has a single exon. The record is from RefSeq and is a predicted model, not a curated record. Bases 1 to 681 code for a protein of 226 amino acids. Lineage: Eukaryota; Fungi; Ascomycota; Eurotiomycetes; Eurotiales; Aspergillaceae.